Caenorhabditis sp. 36 PRJEB53466 is the source of this 460-nucleotide messenger RNA. Lineage: Eukaryota; Metazoa; Nematoda; Chromadorea; Rhabditida; Rhabditidae. The record is from the annotation of a GenBank genome assembly.
AUGGCUGAGAAAAAGCAAUACAUUUCCACAGAGCCGGCCGAUAAGGUAACCAUUCCAUCCCCUUCUCCAUUGCACAUUUCCAAAUUUCAGAUCAAGUUUCGCGCUAAACCGCAAGAAGAGCAGAAGACGUACCUGAAGAUAACGAACAAGAGCGAAAUGAAGCAGGCGUUCAAGGUGAAGUGCACUCGGAACGAUCUGUUUCGCAUCAAGCCGGCCACCGGAAUUCUCGACUACAACCAGACUCUCACCGUCAUGCUCAUCUACAGGUGAAGGAGGAAACAAAAGGAGAGACGGAUGAUGUUUUUGCAGAGGUGCGCAAGAGAAGCUUCCGUCGGAGGAGAGACAUCACUUCGGAGUGUACCACAUUCCGGCGCCUGAGGGGUGCACUUGCGAGGGCGUCUGGGCCGAGCACUACGGACCGCCGCAGGGGGAGCACAAGCUCAGAGUCGUGUGGGAAUGA